This is a messenger RNA of Bombyx mori (domestic silkworm), 1113 nucleotides long. RefSeq lists its product as uncharacterized. The transcript has 2 exons. Lineage: Eukaryota; Metazoa; Arthropoda; Insecta; Lepidoptera; Bombycidae. The record is from RefSeq and is a predicted model, not a curated record. The coding region runs from base 177 to 587 and encodes 136 amino acids.
ACUUGUAAUUCACUUACACGAGUUUAGAACCUGUCGCGGUCACGACCGACCGGCCGCGUGUUCUCAUCUCGACCAAACUAAUAACCAAUAGUUUUAUUGUACUAAACUAUGUACUGUAACAUUUUCCGGUGAUAUUUUUCGUACGAACACAAAAAUAAUUAAUAUAUAAAAUCAGGAUGCCGUACAUUAUGGUGAUGGGAAGUCUGAGGAUGCCAAAUCUCACGAAGGAUGAAGGCGCUACUGUGUAUGGACUGAACAGCGAAGAACGGGCUAAGCUAGUAAUGGACCUGAACUCGUCCUUCACCACGGUGAUAGCUUCCUCGUCGGAUCUGGAGAGAGUCGUUCGAGUGACACAAAGGGGCUUCACUUUAGUCGUGGUGAAUCGUAUUCACGCUCUAUUCGGUUACGACGUUGUGUCCCACGCGAUGGCGAUGACCAACGCGAACCGCGAACUCGUCUCAUUCACGAUGUACAAGAAGUCUAGUCACUCACACGGACAUCACUCGCACUCGCACUCGCACAGUUCCACGCACUCGCACGGCUCAACGCACAAGAGUCACACGCACGGAAACGUAGUCACGCUAUGACGACCGAACUAUUCGACGCACAUCACCGUGGGUGACGUCAUCGACGCCAGAGUCGAAAUAUCGAUGUUUUGAUAUCGACGCUUGAAAGGCAAACGUGACUAAGCGACAAUAACUGCUUUGUACAUAAAUGAUAGGCCAUAACCAUAUUCGAUGCGCAAAAAAAUAUAUUUCUAGGUCUAUUAAAAUCAUUUCAAUCCUACAGCUACUUAGAUUCGUUAAAAUAGAAUUUUUUUCAGGUAUUUCAACUUUAAAUUAGUCUACUGUAAAGUUCACGCAUUGUCGCUUAAUCACGUUUGCCUUUCAAGCGUCGAUGUACGCAUUUAUAAAUUGAAGGUGUAUAUUAAAUACUCAUGAUUGUUGAUUUUAAAACGCCCCCCGCGGCGAUUGCAGACGAUUAAUUAAAAUUAAUUUGACUCAACUGAAAUUAUGGAAAUGUUUAAAAUUUCUCAGUAUUAAUUUUCUUGUCUGAUUUUCAAUGACAGGUUUGUAAAUUAAGUAAUAAAUAAAAUCUAUUUGAAUUAAAAAA